CAGGUGGGAGCUGACCGAUAGGUGACGGUCCUCUCGCCACCAAGCGUCCAGUUGCCAGCAGUGGGCUUGGAAGCACGCUACGCUGCGUGGGAAAUGCACUUGGUGCAGGAAAGGGGAUGUCCUUAGCCAAGGUACUGGAAAACUGAAGGAAAACAGAUGAAACUGCAGAUCCCUCAACAAAACGUGAGCAGGUGACACUUGACGUGGCAGGUUUGUGGUGCUGGAAAUAUCCAAAUAAUUUUCUAGGACGGUUUCUCUGAUAAAGCAGAUUUUAUUCGCAAUUGCAAUGGCGGGCCUCCUGCAAGCAGGAGAGCCCCGAGAAAGCAGUGUUACAUCUUUUAUCCCCUAUUGCCCGUCGCUGAUCUCUUUCUCCCCUGGUUCCUCAUUGGCUGAGUACUGCAGGUUCACACUCUUUCGUGACGUUUCACUGAUCAUACAAACACCGAGUAGACACAAAUCUUUGCCGCCCAGAUGCAAAUGUCUUCAUUGCUUAAUUGACUUCUAACAAUUGCUUUCUUAACAAACAAAUUUGGUCGUAACUUUUCGGAUGUCAGGUUUACAGCAUAAACAUAGAAAUAGCCUCAAUCGUUUAAUUAACAUUUGUGCCCCUUCACACUGGUCAUUGUUCUGGUCAUUCACCUGUCCUUGCAGAAAGAUAAGCUCGGAAGGAGGAUGGAGGGGAGUACCUUGGAGCCUGCCUAUGGCAUCCUAACAUUCCCACAAAGUGGGACAGUUCUGCUUUGUAGAAAGGCCCUGACUCCUUGAAAGUUUGUUCAAUGUGUUUUGCUUCUGCCGGUCUAAUGAACAACCUCACAAUCUGUUUCCUAGUUCACAAUACUGUACCCAUAUUGUUUAGAACAUUCAAAAUCUAUUGCAGCUUCGUGAGAAAGUGUUUGUUAGGUAAUUUGGUAACUAUGUUUCUAAAACACGUUACUAAUAUGUAUAUGGUAUUCUUACUUUCCACAUCAGCUAUUUCUAAGGGUAUGUUGCAGCUUAAUUCUUUAGAUCAAUUGCCCUUUUCAAUGUUCAGGGCAGAAACAACACUUUCACUUUCCACAGUGGGAAGGUCAGCUUCCCCGUGUUUGUGUUUCAGCCGUCAUCCUCCAUACCGGAGAGGCUUUAUCUGCUCGGCUUGCUUAAUUGCAGCACGUUUCACACGCAUGGACAACCUGUGCAGCAGCACCCUCGAUCCAGACCCCAUUUCCAUAUUGCAUCCCUUCCUCAAUGGCCGGAGGCAUCAUGGGAGCAUGGAGCAGGAAAUAAUUCCCUCUUGGGGUAGUUGAAGCACUAUGAAAGUCUGCCAGGUGAAGCCGUGCGUGCUCCAUCCCCGGAGGUGUUCAGGGUCAGUCUGGAUGGGGCUCUGGGCAGCAUGACCCCGCGGGUGGCAUCCCUGCCCACGGCGGCGGGGCUGGGGUUCUAAGCUCUUUGCUGUCCCUUCCAACCCAAGCCAUUCUAUGGCUCUGCGUUUCUGUGAUGUAAGCACCGGCCCCACGCAGCCCUGGUGCAGUGCAUCACAAGAGCAGCAGCCCGCGGGGAGCCGCCGCCCGGAAUCUCGGAGCUGGCGUAUGAGGUCACAAUGCCCCGUCCUAUGACUGUGCUGUGCUGUGCCGUGCCGCAGGCUUCGCUCUGUGCGACACUCACUGUGGCUGCAGCGGUGGUGUUGGAAGCAUGGUGCGAGUGUGGGGGGCCAUGGCCCCUGCCCGCCUUGUCCUCUUCCUCCUACUGAUGGCCAUGUGUUUCCGGGAGACUUGUGCUGCUCCGUGGCGAGCACCGGGAGCAGGUGGGUGGGCAGAGAUGGGACCCAAACCGAGCUGCACUGGCGGCAAGAAGUCAGGCUGUGUCCCCACGGCCCUGUGCCACGCUUCCCUGGGGCCUGCCUUCCACGGGGGUGCUGUCGGGCAGGGGGUGAGGGCCAGCGCAGCAGGAGCCGGGCCGGAGCCCGUGGCAGCGCUGCUCCCCAGAGCCGGCUCCAGCCACGCCGGGCCAUGGCUCUGCUGCUUGCUGGCUGGAGCACAGCCUUCAUCCUGGGAGACGUCCUGGGGAGAGCUGGGAAAAGCGUGAGCAUUUCUGCUCCAGGCUCGUGGUACUCGUGGUACCAUAGGUGAAUGCCAGCUUCCAACACAGAGCCCCGGCCCACGGCCCAGAGGAAGAGACAGGCGUGCCUUCCUCCAGUGCUUCAGGGUGACCUUCCUGUCCGUUAGAGGCCUCCCAGUAAGAAAGCCCCGGGGGGCUGCAUCUUCUUCCACGCGGUCCCUGAGGGAUGUGGCACACGGCUUGGGGAGAGCACUGUGUACGCUGCCAGGUGCCAGCCUACACAUCAUCCUGGCCACUCCGCAACUUUGGAAAUCGUGACCUGAGUCCUUCUGCCAUCCCGUUGCACGCCCCGCAUCCAGUGACCGAGGGAGAAGGAGAUCACGCCAUGCAAUGGGAAUUUCUCCCAUCUGUUCUUGAUUCUAGGUGAUGCCCUUGGUGCUCCCUUUGCAAAUGAUCGUUUGGGUUUCGAUUUUGUGCCUGUGCCUGUGGAACAACCCAGAGGUAAGUUGUGAGUGUCUGUUUCCUUGGAGGCAGAAACGUUCAUGCUCUCCCAGUUUACUUGGGUGCAAUUUGACUUCAGAUCCCCUCAAGAUCUUCCGAGUCGGUUUGAGCCUUGAGGGGCAUGCACAGUCGAGCCAUGAGUAUUUCUUUACUCGGAGAGCUGCCACAUUUCAGUGGGAAGGUUACCGCUGCCCCUCUUCAGCUGAGAGAGCCCAGACCUUUGUAUUUGGGCCGUGGCAUUCCCUGGCCCACCGCCAGAGCCUACAGGUCACUCAGGGAAAAGGAGGCCCCACACGUGCUGGAAGCUCUCCUCACCUGUGUCUGUCUGAUCACACUUGUGCCUGCAGGCCGUGCUGGUGAAUCCACAGGAGAGUAUCCUGUCUACGAGCCUGAAGGGGAUGCUGGAGGUAAGUCAGCAGGCUUCAUUUCCUCGGUAUUGGAUCAUAUUUGGCUGGGAUAGUUCAGCAAGGGUUCCGCUUUUCAGCGGCCAGCGGGUUCUUCUCCCCGAGAAGCGUGGAUGGCCGUUGCUUCUUGGGUGCUCCGUGCUGUCAGGGUGGUGUUGCCUUCGUCCCUGUAUCUCCGAGGUCUCUCAGCAAGAAAAUUUCAAGGGGCUGAGUGUUCUUCCAUGAGGUCCCUGAGCAUUGUUUCCCGUGGCCUGGAGAAAGUAUUUGGAAAGCUGUGGAGUACCAGCCAGCAGGUCACCUGGCUGCUCUGCAGCUUUGGAACUUUCCCCCCGUGCCAUUAGCUGAGCCCCUUCCUUCACUGCAGCUCGCUAAGGAAGAGGGAGAUGGGCACUUGCAAUGGCAACGUUUCUCCUCUGUCCUUGCUUACAGCUGUGUCUCCAGGCAGUGGCUUACCAAAGCCUAGGUUUAGUCCAGUUCAUGCAGUUGAGUUUAGAGGUGGGCUGAGCUCCAGGAGGGUGUUCCUCUGGGCGGUUGCACACGGGGUUAGUUAUGAAUGGCGGUGGUGCCCCUGCAAGGCACCCAGGACCUGUUUCCGAGGUGCUCCUGUGUGGAAGGGAGAGAACAGAGUCGUGAAGGAAUCCCUGGCUUUAAUUGCAUCCUGUGUCAUUCUGCCUGGAAGGAUGUUUAAUGGGAGUUGCUGUGUCGUGCGUUUGUUUGCAGAUGGGACUGGAGCAGGUGAUCCAGGAUCCGCUCUGAGCUCUGGGACCGAAACUCUGGCGGAUGGCAUGGGUCCGGAAAGAGCAGAGGAUGAACCCGAAAGAGGAAGAAAGUCCCAGGGCUUACCCCGUCUCCUAAAGGAACUGCUGAAGGAAAUAGAGAAGGCACCGCGUGGAAUUGACCAAGAAACUGAGCAGGAUGCACUGCAGGAAGGCAGCCAUCCCACCCUGCCGGUCUCGGACAGCGGAACGCAGGCAGCGCCAACAGCUGGCACGCCAGGGAUGAAUGCCGGGAAAAGCACAGAGGCUGCUGUUCACCAAUCUGCGCGGAAGCGCUACAUCGCAGCCGUGGUAAUGUUCCCUGCUGCGGUGCUGGCCUGUGGUGCUGUGAUAUGGAUGUGCAAAACAUACUUAGUGUGCAAGAGAGAAGAGAGAGCAGCAGAACCGGCUCAUCCUGAUACCAACUAGGAGAGAGUUCCAACUGGAGACGAGGGCAGAAUGGAGCUGGGAGAGGCAACAGAAGAGACUCUUGCCCCAUCAAACA
This is a messenger RNA of Tympanuchus pallidicinctus (lesser prairie-chicken), 4199 nucleotides long. RefSeq lists its product as uncharacterized. NCBI's taxonomy places the organism in Eukaryota, Metazoa, Chordata, Aves, Galliformes, Phasianidae. The coding region runs from base 3323 to 4123 and encodes 266 amino acids. The record is from RefSeq and is a predicted model, not a curated record. The transcript is spliced from 6 exons.